Messenger RNA from Malus domestica (apple), 1177 nucleotides. RefSeq lists its product as uncharacterized. The record is from RefSeq and is a predicted model, not a curated record. Lineage: Eukaryota; Viridiplantae; Streptophyta; Magnoliopsida; Rosales; Rosaceae. Gene Ontology annotation, cellular component: nucleolus; small-subunit processome.
AUUUACCCAUCUGAUCAAAACGAAAACCCUAAAUUCCCUUUCUCCCUUCCCACUCCUGUAACCCUCUCUUUCCCACCCGCCGUCUGUUCUUCCUAGCCCCUCUCUCCCGCGGUAUGUUCUUCUGGUAGCCUCUCUCAGUAUCUCUUUUCUCCUCCCUCGUGCAGUGGACGCCUGGACGGAAUAAUUCUUGUCAUCUCUGCUCUAGUCGUCACUACAUCUCUGCAUUCUCCAGAUUCCACUCCAGGGUUUUUUCCGAGAACACUAUAAAAAUAGGGUUUAGGGUUUUUGCACUAUCUGUAAACUUUGGUUGUCUCUGUGAUUCGAAAGAUGGGGAGAGCUAAAAAAGGCCCGAAAUUUGCAGUCAUGAAGAAGGUGGUCACCUCCAAAGCAAUUAAAAGCUACAAAGAGGCGGUUUUGAAUCCGAACAAGAAGGAUCUCACGAAAGAAAAGCUACCCAGAAAUGUGCCAAAUGUUUCUUCCGCGCUGUUCUUUAAACACAACACUGCUUUGGGACCGCCUUAUCGGGUUUUGGUUGAUACCAACUUCAUCAAUUUCUCUAUCCAGAAUAAGUUGGAUUUGGAGAAAGGAAUGAUGGAUUGCUUGUACGCAAAGUGCACUCCUUGUAUCACGGAUUGUGUAAUGGCAGAGCUUGAGAAAUUAGGUCAGAAAUAUCGUGUGGCUCUGAGGAUUGCUAAGGAUCCUCGUUUUGAGAGACUACUCUGCACUCAUAAAGGAACCUAUGCUGAUGACUGUAUUGUUGAAAGAGUUACCCAGCACAAAUGCUACAUUGUUGCUACAUGCGAUCGAGAUUUAAAGAGAAGGAUCCGAAAGGUCCCUGGUGUGCCAAUCAUGUACAUCACUCAACACAAGUAUUCAAUUGAGCGGUUGCCAGAAGCAACCAUAGGUGGAGCUCCAAGGUUUUGAUGAUUGGCGUGUGACCUCUACAAAGCGAAGACUGGUUCUACUCCGAUUCUGAACAAUGCAGUUCAUCAAGGCGGAAUUGCGCACUUUUGGGUUAGGUGAAUUUUCUUCAUAGGAACCUGUAAACGUUUCUAACAUUUCUUUAUUACAGUUAUAAGAGAAGAAAUCGAAGUGCACUUGUAGCAGUGUUAGUGUUAUGAUUUUACUUGUGAAACUCUGAACUGUAGUAAUUAUAUCCGUUUUUCGAUUUGUCUAA